Caenorhabditis elegans is the source of this 2243-nucleotide messenger RNA. RefSeq names its product Gastrulation-defective protein 3 (gene gadr-3). The coding region runs from base 47 to 2179 and encodes 710 amino acids. Lineage: Eukaryota; Metazoa; Nematoda; Chromadorea; Rhabditida; Rhabditidae. The record is from RefSeq and is marked reviewed. The transcript is spliced from 8 exons. Gene Ontology annotation, cellular component: membrane; catalytic complex.
AAACGUCUUUACCUGUGGACCCCCGAAACGUAACUGGUAAUUUUAAAUGAUUAACGCUUUAUCGUGUAUUGCCACUGAAAAAGUUGCUCAUUAUAUAAAUGAUGGCAUCUACCGAAAUUUGAAGUACAAAUUGGAUUCGAAAUCAAGUGACCAAGUCUACUCAAAACUCUUAAAAAUAUCACGCGGUCUAAUUCAUGAAUAUAAUCAUGAAAUUGGGCAAAGAUUAGAGUUGAGAAAUGUUGACUAUGGAAAAUUCAAAAUCGACCGUAAUACUGUCAUGGUUCUCAAAAAACACUGUCUCGAGUCACUUGGUAUUGGAGAUUUGGAUUAUAUUGGGUACUAUUACAGAGAUUUAAUUGACGAUAACACAAUUGACAUUUUUGAGCUUUUAAAAGCAAUUUUAAAUAACGAAACACGUCGAAAUCUUCACUAUUUGGAUAUUAAAGGAUCGCAUGCUUUCUCAAAGAAAUGGACAAAGAAUAUAGGAACUAUUUUACCCGUUCUCAGAAGCCUAAUCAUCUGUGGGAGACAUCUUCAAAGCGACGAUUUCCAACAACUUUGCGAAAGCAUUCCAAAUCUUACAUACUUGGAUAUUAGUGAAACUAAUGUUCCUAAUAUUUCUGGAAUUUCAAGUUUAAAAAAUCUAGAGUCUCUUAUAAUGAGAAGCGUAGAACUUGAAUGUUUUGAGCAGUUUGUAGACCUGUUCAAUUUGACUGGGCUGCGGAUUUUGGAUGUUUCAAGAUCAAUGUAUAAACAUGAUACAAAAAUAAUCAAUCAAUAUGUGCAAUCAAAUAAGGUUUUGAAGGAAUUACGAUUUUUGGAAUGUUCGGGAACAGAUAUAAAUAAAAAUCUUCUAGAACAAAUAUUAAACUCUCAUGAUAACCUUCAACAAGUUGCAGCUAUCAAUUGUCAUAUUAGAAGCUUAUCCCUACACCAUGAAGUCUUCCUUUUGAACACAGCAACAUUAACUUCUUCUCUCAAAUCUCUUACUCAUUAUUUGGGAGUACAUCGAAUAAGUUCUGUAGAACGAGUUUUGGAAAACAUGUUACACCUGUUUCCAAAAUAUGAUCCAGAUCUGGAUAACAGAUUUGAUUUUUCGGAAUGUGUGAAAAUAAUAAUCAAUUCUGCAUUGAAAAUUGAGUCAUCACUUGGAAUUCAAGGUUACGGUACUCUUUGUCUGUGGCAUAUAGCACGAAAUCAAGACGCGCGGUUUCAACCAUUUGAUUUAUAUCAACUCGUUUGUAAAUUGUUAGAUGGUGUAUACAAUAAUGGGAGAUUAUUCAUUGCAACAAAAGACUUCAAUAUAAGUUUAUGGAGAACAAUUGAAUCUUUACUCAAAUUACUUGAAUCCAGCUUGAAACCAAUGAGUUAUGAACGAGUCUGUCGGAUAGCAGGGUUGUGUAUUUCAAGGAAUGAAGUAGAUGAUGAGAUGAAAACUCGAGCAAUUCCAAUUUUUGCUACAUACAUCAAAAGGAUUUCAUCACAAUCAGUAUAUUAUAUUGACUUUAAUCACAAACUUAUGCCAAAAAUCAUUUUGCACUUGAAGAAGUCAAUUGAGUUACGGAAAACCUAUUGGAUUACAUUUUGUCUUGACAUUUUAACUCAAAUAACGCAAAACAGUGCAGAUGCUUGUGAGAAAUUGGCAGAGUGUGAAGAAAUGAACGUUCUUCUAGAAUGUUUUGGUAAUCUAACCAAAGCGUCGGAUCACCUGAAAAUUCUCAAAAUAUUGAAAAAUGUUCUACUCGAGCUCACUGAUAAAAAUGUGAAACAUGUUGCAAUCGACGCGAGGAUUUCCGUUUUGCAAGAAAGACUUGACGAAUGGGAUGAUGAAAGAGCAUAUUAUGUCUUCACAGUUCUUGCAUUAAUUAUCUCCAAUUUUCCAACAAUUGUCAACAGAGAACCGGCGAAUUCUUUAAUACGAGAAUGUUUUCCAGAAAUAUCAAACGUCAUUAAAAUUCCUGUUUCCGAUUCGAAGAUUUACGUGAAAAAUGGAAUUCUCAAGAAAAUUCUAAAGGAUUCUAGAGAAGAUGGAUCCUUACUUUGGGCUCUUCUGGUGAUCAAAAGCUCAAUGGAACAGGAUAAAAGCUUUGUAAAUUUACUUACCACCGAGAUGUCCAACCUCAACACUAAUUCUGAAAUUAUUAUGAAUAUGAAAGCUGAAAUUAAGAAUCUAAUUUAAUUUAAUUUGUGGCAAAUACGAUUGUUUAUAUUGAACCGAAAUGAAAUUUAUUAAAAAUGAGAUG